CGCCGCCAGCCCCCUUCCAUACCCCGUCGUCUGUUGGCACCCAUGUACCCGCCGUCUGUUGGCGCCCAUGUACCCGCCGUCUGUUGGCACCGAUGCGCCCACCCUGCCGAGUGAUGACGGCCGAGCCCAGCACGAACAACCCCCGGGUCAGGACACGCGCGCCACGGGCCUGCACACAGUGUAGCCAGCGCAAAGUGCUGUGCGACGGCGUGGAAUGCGGCAUUCCUUGCAGCAGAUGUCGUGCCAUGCGCAACGUCGAGUGCACCUUUCUCCCAUCGCGCCGGGGCACGUACCCGCGCAAGAAGAAGGUUGGCUACGACGCGCACCAGCCCGGAUGCAACGAACCCACCGCGCGAGCCGUGGGCUUGGGCACGGGCGUAGGCCGUGCAGGCGACCUCGACAGCGCGUGCGCGACGACAUCCGUCCCUCGAUGGCAGGCCGACGCCGGGCACGCGCAUCGCAACGGGUCUGAGUCUCCGGCGCGUGGAGAGCCGCGGGAUGCUCCUCUGCGGACGUCGUCCCUCGCCGCCAUGUUCGAAGAGUACCUGGACAGCCAGCCACCGCCCAACGAAAGCGUACUGAGCAAGCGCGGCGUCAUCUUCCUCGCCGACUCAUCGCCCCUGACCUUUGCCCUGGGGGAGCUCCCACGUGACAAGACCCUGCACAACGUGAGCUCACGCGUAACCAACACGGCGUCCGAGAGCGAGGAGGGCUUGGCGGGCCCGCAGGGCAGUCCUCACCCUGUCCACAUGUCCGCCGCGGACAUUGCGUAUCUGAAAGCGAAAGGCGCCUUUGAGAUGCCGCAAGACGAGCUGCUCAGCGCUCUGGUCGGCGCGUUCCUGGACAAGUUCUGCACGCUCUACUCCAUAGUCAACCGAGACAAGUUCGUGCAGCUGUACGAGCAGCAGAAGCUUCCUUGGAUCCUGAUGCAUGCCGUAUGCUUCAUCGGAGCGACGUACUGCGACCAGGCCGUGAUACAUCGGUCGGCGAUGCAGUCCAGAUGGCACGCCCGCCGCUGCUUCUACGACAAGGCAAAGGUUCUCUUUGACCUUGGAUACGAGACGGACAAGAUCAUCCUCCUCCAGACAGUGCUCCUGCUCACCUUCUGGGGCCCGCAGAUGAAGAGCUACUGGAAUCCAUGCUCAUGGAUCGGGUUCGGUGUCACAAUAGCAGAUUCUUUGGGCAUAUAUAAGUCCAACUCGUCGGCGCACCAACCUCCCGCCGGCCGGAGCCUGCUCCGACGACUAUGGUGGACCCUGGCCGUUCGCGACGCAUACUGUGCCGCGCUGUUGGGACGACCAUUUAGGAUCAACAUGGCGCGGUGUGACACAGAACCUCUGAGCAUCGACGACUUUUACCCAGAGGAUGGCCAUGAUCAGGCAGCCGCAGCAGCAAGGGCAGCAGAGAGCACUUACGCCGGCGCUCAAUGUCAGAUCCAAAUUGCGAAACUCUCGCUCAUAUUGCGACAGAUUAUGCUGUCAAAGUCUAACGGCAAGUACGACGCUCAAGUCAUCGCCAAUCUGCACAGACUUCUGGAGCAGUGGCAGGCCGACCUGCCUGCCGCGGUAGACUGGCGGACGCCUGGCAAUGCCACCAAUCUGUGCGCAAUGAGCCUCAAGAUUAUUUUCCAUCAUCACCUCAUAGUCAUCCAUCUUGGUGAGCCGCCUUGUGGUUCACCCGACACCAACAGCCAAGUCGAUAUGGACAGUCUAUCGAUCAAGUUGGCCGAGUCUGCCGCUCAGACGAUUGCAUCUUCCGCCAUCGCACUCAUGACAGGCUCCAUGGUGGGCAAUCUCCCCCAUGAAGUAUUUCCCGGUUUCUUCAUAGCAGGGAUUGUCUUCUAUAGGCAAAUGAAGAACCAGAACGCCAUGCUGGCCCAGCUGGGACAAGCGGCACUGGACAACUGUCAGAUGGUUAUGAACGAAGCACGAGAUAACUGGGACGCCGCGCAGUGGGCUUUGCGGAUUUUCGACUUCCUCCUCUCGAAAACGGACCGGAUCGAAUCCCAACGUGAUAAGGCUUGUCAGCAGCUGCCGAAUGCUCCGGCGCAUGACUUUGCCAUGUCACGGGACAUUACGGAAAUGGACACCCCCGCCGGACAGCUAGAUGCUGCAGCUGUUGUCGGCGGUGACAUGUCGGCUACUAUCGAUCUGAAUUCGUUGCCGAAUCAGUAUUUUAUGGAAACGGUAAACGACAUUUUGCUCAUGCCAGACUACUUCAUGACCGCAGCGGAGUUUGAUUUCAGCGUGCCUUAUUAGGUCCAAUAACUCGUGGGUUUUGAGCCUUAUCAGAAAGCUCCGUGUUUUACUUGUCCGCGCUCACAUUUUGAUCUUUGAUUGUCUACAUCCUUUAGGAAAACA
Messenger RNA from Trematosphaeria pertusa, 2360 nucleotides. RefSeq lists its product as uncharacterized. Bases 246 to 2258 code for a protein of 670 amino acids. The record is from RefSeq and is a predicted model, not a curated record. NCBI's taxonomy places the organism in Eukaryota, Fungi, Ascomycota, Dothideomycetes, Pleosporales, Trematosphaeriaceae. Gene Ontology annotation, molecular function: zinc ion binding; DNA binding. The transcript has a single exon. Gene Ontology annotation, biological process: DNA-templated transcription.